AAAAUCAUAAUCCAUCGAAGUUAUCGAAAGCAGACGUUUCUGCGGUGUGAAAAUCGAACCGUAAUUUUCAAACCUUUAAUUAAUUAAGAAUCAUUUUUGUGGAAUUCGGUGUAACGCUUUUCAUCAUCACAGGGGAAGUGAUUUCCUCUAGAUUACAGUGAGAUGAAAAUUAGGAAAGAGAGGAGCUAUCUUCUGCUUACUAGCAUUCUUUUGCUGGUAACUUUGUCCUAUGCCGACGACGAUGGAGUAACUGUAGAGACGGAAGAGGAAACGUCAUCCGAUAGUGUUGCCGCUAGUGAUCUCUCAUACGAAAGCCCGUAUGCCGACCCUGCGAAAUUCUACUUUGCGGACCAUUUCGACGAUCAGGAACAAUUCGCUUCCAAGUGGGUAAAGUCUCAAGCAAAGAAAGAUGACACCGCUGACGAAAUCGCCAAGUACGAUGGCGAGUGGGAUGUUGAAUUGCCAAAGCGACCAUUGCUGCCUAACGAUCUAGGACUUGUUCUGAAAUCGAAGGCCAAACACGCUGCCAUCGCUUCCAGACUGAAUCGUCCGUUUGUCUUCUCCGACAAGCCUCUGGUUGUGCAGUACGAAGUGAACCUUCAGGACGGCCAAGAAUGCGGAGGUUCAUACAUCAAGCUGCUUUCGUCCGGCAAGGAGACAACAGAUCUCAAACAGUUCAGGGAUAAAACACCCUACACCAUCAUGUUUGGGCCAGACAAAUGUGGCAAUGACAUCAAGUUGCAUUUCAUUUUCCGCCAUGUUAAUCCCAUCAACGGUACCAUCACAGAAAAGCAUUGCAGGAAAGCAAAGGAUCGGCUAGAUGACCCAUUCAAGGACAAGCAACCGCACCUGUAUCAACUUGUUAUCCGUCCCGAUAAUACGUAUGUAAUCCGUGUGGAUCAUAAGAUUAUCAACGAGGGUUCUUUGUUCACCGAGUUUACGCCUCCGGUGAAUCCUCCGAAAGAAAUCGAUGAUCCUAGCGAUUUCAAACCGGAAAAUUGGGAUGAACGUGAAAAGAUUCCAGAUCCUGAUGCCAAGAAGCCAGAUGACUGGAAUGAAGAUGAACCACCGCAAAUUCCAGACCCCAGUGCGUCCAAACCGGAAGGGUGGCUUGAUGACGUGGAAGAAAUGAUUCCUGAUCCGAAUGCAGAAAAACCAUCAGAUUGGGAUAUAGAAAUGGACGGGGAAUGGGAGGCACCGCUCAUUGCUAAUCCGGUUUGCGAGAAGGCAGUAGGAUGUGGCUUAUGGAAGGCUCCCAUGAUCUCUAAUCCCAAUUACAAAGGCAAAUGGCGUGCACCACUCAUCGACAAUCCCAACUAUCAGGGCAAGUGGGCUCCGAGAAAGAUACCCAACCCUGACUUCUUUGAAGACAAUAAUCCCUUCAAGAUGACUACAAUUGCCGCUAUUGGUAUUGAACUGUGGUCAAUGUCCAGCGAUAUUCUUUUCGAUAAUCUCAUCAUCGUCGAUGACGAAACCCUUGCUAGAGACUGGGCAGCACAAACUUACGAUUUGAAGAGAAAGCUCAUUGAUAGAGAAGCGAACACUUUAUGGGAUCGCGCUAUGAAGUACAUGGGAUAUAAACCAGGAUAUUGGUUUGCCUACUUCAUUUACUGUUCUAUUCCCGUCAUCGCAUAUAUUUGGUUCCUGCUGAAGCGUCGAGAUAAGGAGAGCACACCUUCUCCAACGGCACGAGCCAAGAAAACCGAUGAAUUUGUUCCUGAUGACAGCGAGACCAAAGAUGACACAGUCAAAUCAAAAUCCAACCUGAAUUCAAACGAAGAAGAUCGGUUGCAAUCAGAAGUCGCGGAUGCAGAAGAGGUAGAAAAUGAUAACUAUGAAGAUGACGAAGAGGAAGACGAAGAUGAGGAAGAAGUGGAUGAGACUGAAAGCAAAGAACCAGCUGAAGUAUCGCCAGCAGAUAUCAGUCCAUCGACCAAGGAAGCGGAAGGAGGAGUUAAGAAACGAAAGCCUAGGAGGGAAUAGAACGCUUACAUUUCACGUGGAAUUACUUGUUCUACUUAUUUUAUUUAACGGAUUCUCAUUAUCUCCUACCAGAGUGACUUUCCAAACUAAAUUCAACAUUCUUUUACAUUCAUACCAUUCAACAAAGAACAAAACCAAUGUGCGAUAUCAAGUCACAUUUCUAUUCUAUUUUAGUUCAGAUUAACAUGCAUACUAAUUAGUUUGCAUUGCGAGCGAAUAAACGUCGUUGAUAGGUUAGGGUUUGAUAUAAAUUAAUUUAAAUAUGAGCGCGUUUGUUUAUUGUAUUGCACAUAUUGGAAAGUCAUCAAUAAAUGUGUGUAUCAUUCGUGCCAGACAAGUUUGGCUCAAUAUAAAACAA
Aedes aegypti (yellow fever mosquito) is the source of this 2341-nucleotide messenger RNA. RefSeq names its product calnexin (gene Cnx99A). Gene Ontology annotation, cellular component: endoplasmic reticulum; endoplasmic reticulum membrane. The record is from RefSeq and is a predicted model, not a curated record. Gene Ontology annotation, biological process: protein folding. Lineage: Eukaryota; Metazoa; Arthropoda; Insecta; Diptera; Culicidae. The transcript has 7 exons. Gene Ontology annotation, molecular function: calcium ion binding. The coding region runs from base 163 to 1983 and encodes 606 amino acids.